This is a messenger RNA of Microthlaspi erraticum, 2634 nucleotides long. The record is from the annotation of a GenBank genome assembly. NCBI's taxonomy places the organism in Eukaryota, Viridiplantae, Streptophyta, Magnoliopsida, Brassicales, Brassicaceae.
AUGGGAGGUUUCUUGUCUGUCUCAAUAUCAUGUGACCAAAUCUUGAAUCGAGCCACUCAAUGGUUCAUUGAUAAAGAGAGUUACAUCCAUAACCUAGAGGAGAAUCUCUCGGUUUUGGAGAGAGCCACGGAAGAGCUCAAGGCAAGGCGAGAUGAUUUGCUUGGAAGGGCCAAAAGAGAAGGAGAAGACAGAAAUCUACGAGUGCUUUCCCAAGUCCAGGUAUGGUUUAAGAGAGUCGAUUCCAUCGAACAGCAAGUCAAUGAUCUAUUAGGUGCUAGAAAUUUUGAACUUCAAAAAUUGUGUGUUUGUGGGUUUUGCUCCAAGAAUCCAAAUUCUAGCUAUCAUUAUGGGAAGAGAGUUUUUUUGACGUUAAGAGAAGUUGAUGAUCUCAAAACCAAAGGGGUUUUUGACGUGGUGGUUGAGCCACCUGUGAAAGCUAAAGUCGAAGAAAGACCUAUCCAGCCGACGAUCGUUGGUCAAAAUGAAAUCUUCGAUCUUGCAUGGAACCGGUUUAUGGAUGACAAAACCGGAGUUAUGGGACUAUACGGUAUGGGAGGAGUAGGAAAAACCACCAUCCUCACGCGGAUCAACAAUAAGUUAGGUCAAACGAGUGAUGGGUUUAAGAUUGUGAUAUGGGUCACAGUUUCUAGAGACUCUCAGGUUGGGAAAAUCCAAGAUGAUAUUGGUGAAAAGCUUGGCCUUCGUGGAGAGGAGUGGAGCCGUAAAAAGGAAAGCCAAAAGGCAGUGGAGCUGUAUAGUUCCUUGAAGGACAAGAAAUUUGUGUUGUUGUUGGACAACCUAUGGAGGAAGAUAGACCUAGAAGAGAUUGGGAUCCCAUUCCCGACGGUGGGAAGUAAACGCAAAGUAGCAUUCACCACUCGUUCACGUGAAGUAUGCGCACGCAUGGGAGUGCAUGCACCAGUGGAGAUCCAAUGUUUGUCGGCUGACGAUGCAUGGGUUUUGUUCCGGAAGAAGGUUGGAGAAGACACGUUAAAGAGUGAUCCUGACAUUCAAGAACUUGCAAGAAGAGUUGUCGAGAAAUGUGGUGGUUUGCCAUUGGCGCUCAACGCCAUUGGGGAGACCAUGGCGUGUAAAUCAACAGCACAAGAAUGGCGUCGCGCUGUUGAUGUUUUGACUUCAUCUGCUUCAGAGUUCUCGGGAAUGGAAGACGACAUUCUUCCGGUUUUGAAGUAUAGCUACGACAGCUUGAAGGGUGAACAAGUGAAGUUGUGUUUCCAAUAUUGUGCUAUGUUUCCUGAAUAUUAUCUAAUAACGAAAGAUAGGUUGAUAGACUAUUGGGUAUGCGAAGGGUUCAUCGAUGGAAAUGAAGAUAGAGAAAAAGUGGUGGACCUAGGUUAUGAGAUCAUUGGUACUCUCGUUCAUACAUGUUUGUUGAUGGAAGAUGGAAGGGACAAUAGGAAAGUGAAGAUGCAUGAUGUGGUACGUGAAAUGGCUUUGUGGGUAGCAUCUGAAUAUGGGAAGCAUAAAGAAAAUCUUGUUGUGCAAGCAAGAUUCAAGUUAUCUUCAUUACCAAAGAAUAUCAAGAACUGGAGUGAUGUGAAACGGAUAUCACUGAUGUGUAAUGAGAUUACAUAUUUAUCCGACAUCCCUAGAUCUCCCAAACUUGUGACUUUGUUCCUUCAAGAGAAUCAGAAACUGGAAAAGAUCACAGAGGAGUUCUUUACGUGUGUGCCAAGGUUAGCUGUUUUGGAUCUGUCAAAGAACUCUUACCUUACCGAAUUGCCAGAGCAAAUAUCGGAGUUGCUUUCUCUAAAGUAUCUCGACUUGUCAGAUACAUCAAUACAAAGAUUGCCUAUUGGUAUAAGAGAGUUGAGAAACUUGAUACAUUUGAACUUGGAGCGCACAAAGAGUCUUGAAUGUAUCGUUGGGGUAUCAAGGUUAUCGAGGUUGAAGAUAUUGGGAUUAAAGUAUUCAGCUCUUCCGCUAGAUCUUAGCUCACUGAAAGAGCUACAAGCCAUGGAUCAUUUAGAUAUUCUAACCCUAAGUGUUUCUUCAGUCUCAAGAAUGAAACAACUCUUAAGUGCAUACAAGUUGGCAAGCCUUGUUACCGAUCUAUCUAUCGACAGCUAUCUUAAGAUAGAAGGGUUUAAGAUGCCAACUAUGGAUAAAUGUCGUCGCCUCCGCAUAAGCACUUGUGUUAUAUGGGAGAUAAAGAUUGAUAGGGCAUAUAAUGAAACUCCAUGCUUCCCUAACCUCUCAUAUGUGCAUAUAAGUGAGUGCAACAUCAACCUAAAGGAUCUAACAUGGCUGAUGUUUGUUCCAAAUCUAUCUAAGCUCACCAUUGUCACCGCAAAGCAGCUAGAGGAUAUAAUAAGCAAAGAGAAAGUGGAGUCAGUUACUAAACCUUUUCAAAAGCUAAGGUUUCUACAACUCCAUGGUUUACCUAAGCUCAAAAGCAUUUACAAGAGUCCUCUACCGUUUCCUUGUCUUAUGAAUAUCGAUGUGAGGGAGUGCCCGAUGUUGAAAAAGCUUCCACUCGAUUCUAAAAGCAACAUGGGACAAGAACUUGUGAUAGAGUACGGAGAGAGGAAAUGGAUAGAAGAAAUUGAAUGGGAAGAUGAAGCCACCAAAGACCGUUUCUUAUCUUCAUGCAAAUUCAAAGAGGCCAAAUAA